This is a messenger RNA of Schistosoma turkestanicum, 740 nucleotides long. The record is from the annotation of a GenBank genome assembly. Lineage: Eukaryota; Metazoa; Platyhelminthes; Trematoda; Strigeidida; Schistosomatidae.
GUUCUUUUUUUUUUCUCUUUGAUGUUCAAAAUAAAAAUAAUUUUAUUUCGAAUUUUGAUUGGUUCAAAUUGUUUUAUUUAUUCAUUUAUAGGGUACAUAAAAACAACAUUUUAACAGCUGUGAUCGAAUACUAUUAUUAUAUUAACUAUCAUUAAGAUCUAUCAGUCUCAAUAACAAAUUAUUCAUAAACAAUGAAAAUCAUGAUUUGGUUAUCAUUGAUAGUAAUGACAAUGUAUUGUAUGAUCAUGACAGAAGCUAACCGAAAAGUUAUUUUCAAAGGUGCACAGUCAUAUGCUGGUUAUCGAGGAGGUCAACCCACUCAAAGAAGACCAUCUAGUCCUCGUCGUGUUGAUAUUAAUAAAGUUCAACUGUAUGGUGCAAGAAGAAAUGAUCCAACUUACCGUGAAGGAUUAUCAGAACUAGCUGGUUUAAUGUGAAAAGAAAUGAAGUUUGAAAAAUAAGAACAAAAAUAAUUUAUUCACUAAAUACGCUUAAAAUUCUUUAAUAUAUUUUCUUAAUUAAUACAGUUAAUUGAUAAUAGUAUGGUAUUGAAAUUCUUCUUGAAGGGUUCUUUUCACAGAAAAAGUGAUUCUCUCUUUACUAACUCUCUGGAAGAUUGGUUAAAUGCUGAAUCAAAAAUCUGAUAGUCCUGAAUUCAAUCUUAGUAAUAUUGUAAGUGAGAACUUUUGAGAAGUUUGAUAGAAUGCCGAAAUAUCUAUUAAUAAAAAUCUCAAUCUCGA